GAGUACAUGGACCAGAUGCUGGCUGAGGCGGACCGCGCGCUGGCGGAGCGCUACCAAGGUAGCUGGCAGAGCGGAGUCGGUCCAUUUGGACAAACGCAUUUCUUUCGUUCUCUGGCUGGCCGUCCGUCCGUUGACAGGUCCCGGCUUCGAGGCCGAGGAGAGGGAGCUGGUGGCCCUGAGAGACCUGCACGCCGCCGCCCAGCAGAGCCUAAGCAAGGCUGUCCGCGGAGCGAACUUGUCGGCGCUAACCCAGCUCAGGCGAGAGGGCCACUAUGAGCGUGCGCUGGCGAUGACCCAGGGGGACCGCCAGGAUUUGCCGGCUGAGAUGACGAAACGCAUCCUGAUGAUGCAGACGAGACUGCGGGUACUGACACACAUGGUGGCCGACAUAUUCAUGUGUGUAUGUCCUGUGUGUGCGUGUUUGUCCAUGGUGCAGGAUUUGCUGCAAGACACGUGGAUGCAGGAGGGCCGCUUGAGGGUGAACCGAUCAAUACAAACACACACACAUACACACUCACACACACACACACACACACAGAGAGAGAGAGAGAGAGAGUUUCCCUUGUCUGCUAUUGUCCUAUGCCAGGACGAACACGACAAGAAGAUAGCAGCCCUUCUUCGAUCCGAUUUACCCGUACCGUCGACGUCAUACUGUGAGCCUGAAAGAGAUGACGCUCUACGUAUCAUCUGAGAGUGUUUUGUUUCUGUUUCUCAGAUGCUCAUUCGUCGCAGCACACGGGCUCGACCCCAUUCGACAGCCUCAGUGCCUACCACAACCCCACCUCCCCCUCCUACCCCGCCUCCCCCUCCCCGCCGCACCGCCCAUAUGGCCAGCAGGCGGGGCAGCGGUAUGGGUAUGGGUAUGGGGGUGGUAGCGGGGGUGGAUGGACCGCGCAAGACGUGAGCGAAGAGAACUGGCAUCAUCCCUCCAUCACUGUCGUGUUUGUGUGUCGUGUGGGCGUCUGUCAGGUGUCUGUCAGGGGAUCGACUGCGGGCAUGGGCGGCAAGUUCCAGCAUUCUACCACCAACAGCGGCACCAGCAGUCUCAGUACGCACAAACACAGACACACACACAACUGCUAAGCCAGACGCACCGGUCAAUAUUACAUAUUGGUUGGUCGCCUGUUGUCGACUUCAGAUUGGCCGUAUGGAGAUCACCUCAGGGGUCGCCACCACCCGCCUCCGAGAAGCGGCGGUCGCGGCCUACAGACGUAUAGAAGGGCUGAUGGUGGCUGGAAGGGGGAUGGGAGUGAGCGGGGCCGGCCGAGACGACCAAAUGAAGGGAGGAUACUUUGUGUUGCCGCGAUGGGGAGCUGCCUCUGCAGCCUGGUUCGGUUUGGAUGUGCCUGUGCAGGUGUGUGGGUGACCACAAGUACUGUUACAUCGUGAUGGAGAUGGCUCGCGGCACGACGGUUGCUGAGCUGCUGGCCCGCAAGAAGGCCGAGCGCUUGCGGGUCCCUGAGGAAUUGCGCCGGCGCAUUAUGGCUUGCCUGCUGCGAGCGGUUGACUGUCUGCACAGCAUUGAAGUAGGGGCAUCCAGCAUGGAAGUAAGAGGCAGGAUGAUGUGUUUGUGUGCGCGUAUGCGUGUGUGUGUGUGGAAAUCAGCAGCACCAGCAGCAGCGAUGGCGUCAGCAGCAGCGAGCGAGAGCCUUCCAUGGGGCCCGUGGACGACGGACGAGGAGAUGUUCCAGAUCUACGCCGAUCAGAAUCAGCGCUGGAGGGACCUGUGGCAAAGUGAGUGGACUGACAGAAGAAAGGAAGAAAGAAUGAAAGGAGGGAGGGAGGGAGGGGGAAUGCCCGGCCGUCAGAUAGGUGCGUUGAAUGUCAUGCGGCUUUGUGGGCUGUGCGUGUGGCGCUGGCACAGAGUUGGCCCCCGGGCGGCCGUGGAGCGAGGCCAUGGACCUCGUGUUUCUCUACGAGGACAAGGAGUACCUCCAGAGUGAGUCGGUAGUCAGCAACAGCUCACGUACUGGCCCCCGCCUUAAUUCCCUUCCUGUGUGUCUGUCCCUCUCUCUGCAGAGAGGGUCAAGGAGUGGAGGGACCGGGCCCAAAUCUACCAGACGAGCGUCGUCAAGCUGAAAGAGAGACAGGUGGGUGCCGUGCGAUGCGAUGCAUGAGUCAGUCGAUCGAUAUAUCGGUGCUGUGUGAACGCACGUGUGCACACGUCAUGGUAUGGUGCGUUCUUUCACACGACGUCGUGCAGGAAGUCCUCCUGCAGAUGCUCGCCCAGAAGGAGGUAGGUCAGAAUAAUGAAUGCCCCACGGUGGGGCGUGUGUGCAGGUGGUGUGGACACGUGCCUGUCUGUGUCCGCCUGUGUGUGUAUCCGUCGAGCAGAAGGCCAGCAAGGCGUUGGAGGCUGACAAGAAAGCCAUGGCGGCCGAGAUUGAAGCACUGAAAGCCAAGGUACUCACGCACACACACACACAGACAGACAGCAGCAGGCAAAUAGCCCACGUGGUUCAUUCUCUGCCGUCUCUGUGCUGUUGUUUGUGGUCUCAUGAAUGCGCCCACAGAACUUACAACUCAAGCAACAGGCGGCCAUCAAAAUCGACAGCCCGGCCCCAACACACACACACCACCACCACCACCAAUGGUGUGCCUCCCGCACCACAGCCGCCCAUCGCCCGGCCCAUGGCGGCGGGACCACCAGCGGCACCAGGAGCCCCACCAGCGGCACCAGGAGCCCCACCAGCGGCACUCCCCUCUCCGGCCCCCCUCAGCCCGCAGCCACACGUGCCACUGGCAGCCAGCAGCAUCUACGGCGCCCCCCGCCCGGCCCACCAGCAGCUCCAGCCCCACCAACACCAGCCGCACCAGCACCAGCGCCAACAGCAGCAGCAUCAGCAGCAGCAAGGGCCAGGCCAGUUCCGCCCCGUCCGUGAGCCGGUGCGAGGGCCGGUGUUUGGUGGGGGUCGAUGGGGUGCCGGAGGUGUGGGUGUGGGCCAGCAGCAUCAGCGGCACGAGGGCGGUGCUCACGGCAACUUCAACGAUCGCCACGGCGGCCGUGUCGAGUGCCCGGGCGCCGCUAUACCUCCGGCCCACCUUCGACUCCCCUACAUGGCACAGCCACAUGCGGCCCUGCCGGGGCUGUAUGUCCCCACUCUAGCGCCACCCGCCCGAUACUUCCCCAUACCGUCACCGCCACCAUUCGCCGCGCCGCCGCCCAGGAGGAGGAGGGACCAAUCGCCGCAGCCUGGCUGCUGCGGCCUUUUCUCAUUCAGAUGAGGCCCCACGAGUGUACCCAAACCCUGCCCGAUACUGCCCCAUACCACCACCGCCACCACCAUUCGCCGCGCCGCCGCCCAGGAGGAGGAGGGACCAAUCGCCGCAGCCUGGCUGCUGCGGCCUUUUCUCAUUCAGAUGAGGCCCCACGAGUGUACCCAAACCCUGCCCGAUACUGCCCCAUACCACCACCGCCACCACCAUUCGCCGCGCCGCCGCCCAGGAGGAGGAGGGACCAAUCGCCGCAGCCUGGCUGCUGCAGACUUAUCACAUUCAGAUGAGGCAGGGAGGGGGGGGGGAGGCUGUGGUGGCACGCGUGUGCUCCUUUUUGUAUUGCUGCCUACAUUUUACAUCUGUUGGCCUUGUGCAUCCAUCGAUCGACGUUUGUUAGGAUACGAAGAAAGCUAAAACCGCCCUGCAUUGCGAAGUGUUGGUUCGUGUAUGGGCUGGGCUUGCUGGCAGCCGGGCGGGGGGGAUGUGUGUGGGUGAGAUCAUGUCAUUUCAGGAAUGAUGCAUUCAUAACAUGCAAACAAACAAAAAAACAUGCGUGGCCUGGGCGGACCAAUCAAUCAGUCAGUCACAAGCUUGAUGAUUGAUGCCUUUGGAUGUCAUUGCGUGUAGUGCACGGUUAAGGCGC
Molecule: messenger RNA, 3859 nt
Organism: Vitrella brassicaformis
Lineage: Eukaryota; Vitrellaceae
Source: the annotation of a GenBank genome assembly